This is a messenger RNA of Eriocheir sinensis (Chinese mitten crab), 7666 nucleotides long. RefSeq lists its product as uncharacterized. The record is from RefSeq and is a predicted model, not a curated record. The transcript has 26 exons. Gene Ontology annotation, cellular component: extracellular region. The coding region runs from base 1186 to 6000 and encodes 1604 amino acids. Lineage: Eukaryota; Metazoa; Arthropoda; Malacostraca; Decapoda; Varunidae. Gene Ontology annotation, molecular function: peptidase inhibitor activity.
UCCAUAAUUAGCUGUUUAGGUGAAACUUUCUCAGUUGCGCUAGACAUAUCGAAAGCCUUCGAUAGAGUCUGGCACAAGUCUUUGCUUUCUAAACUGCCCUCUAUCGGAUUCUAUCCUUCUCUCUGUUCCUUUAUCUCCAGUUUCCUUUCCGGCCGUUCUAUCUGCUGUGGUAGACGGUCACUGUUCUUCUCAUAAACCUAUUAACAGUGGUGUUCCACAAGGCUCUGUCCUAUCACCCACUCUCUUCCUGUUAUUCAUCAAUGAUCUUCUUUCCAUAACAUACUGUCCUGGAGGGAUGGGUCUUGAUCACGGUGACAGGCUGCUUGAAGAUGCUGGCGGUCUGGCGGAUGGGGGGGACCAGGGAGGCAUCAUUGCGCAUACCACAGGGGAAUCUGCGUGUAUCGAAACACGAGAAAUUAAUCAAGACCAGGAGAGGGUUUUCGGCUUGGUUGGGGUGAAGAGUACGGUCACGAGUUAAAACAUGUUCGAGGUCGGCAUUGUCAGUCGCUUCCAUCCCUCAUAUCAACUAUCUCCAAAGGCUGUAAAUUAAGAUCGGUCGGGUUCUCAAGUGUUUUCUUAGGUUCGUGGUACAGAAGAAGGGUCAGUCCACUACCAGGGUCAUAAAACUCCCCCUUGAGAUGCCCCAAACUCCUACGAAAGCCUUGUCAAAUAUGUGUGCUUGGGAGCUGAGAUGUUGAAUAAUAUGGAUAAGAAUGUCGCAUCAGGCAAUAAAGCGAAAGUUUGUGGCACGGGAAGUCCAGUAAGGCAGCGUGGCACAAAGUUUCAGCGGAAAUUUACCGUGCGUACUGGCCCACCGCACGUCGAUAAAGCGCGCGCUCGCUCGCCCCAGUUUGCAGUUCCCCGCGUUCCGUCAGUUGCCCCGCGUCAGUAGUCACAAAAGGAGACACACCCCACUCAGUUCUCUCCGCCGCUCACUCGACUCGCUCCACUUGCCUCGCUUUCCUCCGCUCCCUCCCACGCAUUCAUUCACCGCUCCUCUCAGCAACAAACUUCCUUUAGCAAUGUCCCUCAAACUUCGGUGACUAACGUAAGGGCAGUAUGUCCCUAAUACUUUAGCGCUGUAGCCGUAAACCAUUCCUAGAUGGGGCCUCUGUAAUAUAAACUUGAGUGAGAGAAGUGAGUGGGCCGCUAAACCUCUCGCACGGUGUUUGGUGACUGUCAAGAAUGGAGAACACGUUGAGGAGGUCCCGAAUAGGCGACCUCCUCCUCUUCGCCCCCUUCAGGGUCUUGGUGGGCCAGGCCGGGGUGCUCCUCCCUCUCCUCGGACUCCUACUUGUUGCCGAAUGUCUGAGCUGGGACGUCCAUGUCAACACCGCCCACGCCCAGCCACGACGGAUCCACCCACGCAGGGCAGCCUCCUCUUACUCCCACCGCUACGCCGCCAGCAUCGACGACGAGGUGCUGGAGGGGCGGAAAAUCUACAAGAAUCCGAGGAACGCGCCCUCCGUCACCUGCCCCAGGGACGAGGCGGCCAUUCUGAGGACGGGCCGCGAGUGUUUGCGGAGGUGUAACGGAGAUGGCGGGUGUCUCAGCAGAAGGAAGAUCUGUAUGUGUGACGGCAGCUGCGGCCUUUCUUGUGUCAACCCAGAGAAGGAGUGCGGUGACCUGGAGAAUCCGCUCUUCGGCUUCGUGGAGUUCACUGGGCGGCGCGUCGGCUCCUUGGCCACCUACAAGUGUCAGCAGGGCUACCAUCUACUGGGUGAGGAACGUCGAGUGUGUCAAGGGAACGGCGAGUGGGCAGCUUCCCCUCCCGAGUGCCGCGAGAACUUGUACUGCACCAACCCGCCGAUCAUCGCACACGCUCGCCACGACGGCAUCGAAUCCAGGACGAGGUUCGAGGUCAACCACACCCUGAAAUAUGCGUGCGAGGAAGGUUACUCCACGCGCGGCUUCGACGUGGCCAAGUGCUUCCUCUACAAUAACACGAUGCAGUGGUUCGGCCCGGAGAUCGUGUGCCACCCCAAAGAGUGCGGCGACCCGGGUGAGAUCCUGAACGGCUUCAAGGAGGACGGCUGCUUCCACUACGACUGCCGCGUCUCCUACCACUGCCGGCCGGGCUUCGAGAUGGAGGGACGAAAUGUAUACCGCUGCCACCAGGACGGGACGUGGAUGCCGCGGGAACUGCCCAACUGCAAACCUAUCCAGUGUGACAUCCCGGACAACCCGCGCCACGGAAAGGCCAGCUUCAACUCCGUCUUCUACAACGCCGUGGUCACCUACUCCUGCGAUUACGGCUACAUGAUCGUGGGCCCAGAGACACGGCGCUGCGGCCCCGACAGGGAGUGGAGCGGCGUGACCCCCUCGUGCAAAGAGAUCGACUGCGGGCACCCUGGCAUCCUGCACAACGGGCGGCUGGAGGGGACGUACACCUCCUACAACUACGGCACCGAGAUCCGCUUCGUCUGCAACGAUAACAUGAAGUACGAGGGCUACCAUGACCGCCGCACCGUCUGCCAGAAGAACGGCACCUGGUCCAACCCGCUGCCCAAGUGUCUGGCCCCGUGCAUCGUGCCCACCGUGGAGAACGGCCGCCUCACCAACGAGUCUCAGGCGGGCACGCUGGUGCCGCACGGGAGCGUCAUCCGCGUGGUGUGCAACAAGACCUACGAGCCGUCCUUCACCAGCGUGCCCUCCGCCUGCUACAACGGCACCUGGACACACUACCCGCACUGCGAGCCAGCACGGUGCAAGAAGCUACCUCGGCGCCCCCGCAACGGCAUGGUGAUCGCGCCGCGCACGGCCCACGGCAUGCUGGCACGCUUCCGCUGCAAGGACGGCUACAUCCUCAAGGGCGCGGUCACCACCAAGUGUCACUUCGGCAAGUGGACGGGCCGCAUCCCCUGGUGCAAAGUAGUGUACUGCCCCUUCCCCGGCUACCUGGCUGAUGGCCGCGUGCUGCUGGUGGGCAACAUGGGCAUGUACAUCUACCGCCCCUACGUCAGGAAGGUGCGCAAUGACCGCCGCAUCAGGUACGAGUGCAACAAGGGCUACUACCUGUCCUCCGGCCCGCCUGGAGCCACCUGCGUCGCCGGGAAGUGGAGUCCCAGCGCCAUGCCCAGCUGCUCCCCGAAGCUCCACCCGAGGGUCAGAUGGACGCGGUCUGUCAACGCCUCAGACUUCCCCGAACACAUGAACUUCAGCACCGAGGUGGAGGUGGAGGUGGACGACGAGGAAGAGGAGGAAGAGGACGAAGAGGAGGAGAUGGAGGCUAUAGGAACCGCUCUCGAAAUGGAGGAGCCGGAGUAUGCGGAAGAGGAGGAAGCGGCGGAAGACGAAGAGAAAGAGGAGGUGUUAGCGGAAAAUGAGAUGCCUGAGGAAGAGGAAGAGGAGGAAGCAAACAGCGGCAAGGAAAAGGAGGACAAAUUUAUCGUGUUUCCUCUCUUAGUGGAGGCGAGUGACUUGACACACUCAGCUCAUUACACCGACGACGACGCCGCUCUUCCCGGAACCCCCGACGGCCCGACACUCCCCGCCGCCCGCCCCACACCGCCGAGCAGCCCGUUGUCGAAAUUAUCCUUCAGGCCCAAAAAAUACUCCGAAAGUAAGAGGCACUUGGAGACGUGGGCUAAAUUCAUCCAGGAGGAGCGGAACGGCGUUGAAGUGAGCAAGAUCCUGAUACGGGAGGAGGAAGUGGCGGGCGAGAGGAGGAGUGCGAGGCAGGAGUCGUCUAGGAUAUCACGAAGCCCCAAGAGACAGGACGAAGGCGACGAGAAGAAGAGGAAAGGCGGAGGCAAGAACAAGGCCAAGAAGAGAAGGAAGGGAAAGAGAGCGCCGCACUGCGAGGAGCUACCCGAGGAGCCGUAUCUGCGGGUGGAGGUGGUUCGGCCGGGGCGGGACACGAACUACACCUUUUCGGCCGGGGCGCGCGUCAAGGUGACCUGCCUCUAUGGCCACGGCCUCAACCUGGGCAACAAAACCGCCAAGUGUUCCCGCGGGAGGUGGAGACCCAUGAAGCCCGAGUGUAUAUCCCUUCCUUGCUCCGUGCCCGAGACUCCCCACGGCCGCUAUACCUUCAACGGGGUGCAGGUGCCGGAGCGGGCGACUAUCGGACACGCGGAGGUGGUUGGGUUCUCGUGCGGGUCUGGCUACACUGUCCUGGGCACCCCGACGCUUCGAUGCUGGUACGGCGAGUGGACGGUCACGGGAACCAGACCAGAGUGCCAGCCAGAACCCUGCUGGCUGCCCGAGGUGACACACGGCAACUACACGGGCGCGCUAUUCCCCGGCGGCCACGUAGCGCACGGGCAGGAGGUGGACUACGCGUGCGAGGAAGGCUGGCUGGUGGGCAUUCCUCGCGUCACCUGUCACCUGGGUCACCUACGCCCCGUCCCCCCCACCUGUGUUACCCCCGCCGAGGCUACCCACCCCCAAGACACUCUUUUGACACCCCUCGUCCGCACGGCUUCCAUUAUGCUGACCUACGGCGCCGGGGACCUGAUCUCUGGAGGGGACAUCACCAGCAUUGACCUCGAGGCCGGCUCCCGCCCCGCCUGCUCUCCGCCGGCCAAGGUUCAGGGGACGCUUAUCUACAAGAACGGCCAGCCACUCCACCAGGCAGAGCAGAGGUUCCCCCACGGCACAGAGGUGACCUUCAACUGCAUCGCUAACACCAUGGGGGAGAAAACCACGUGGAGGAUACACUGUGAGGCUGGGUCGUGGAUCGGCCAGCGCGCGUCCUCCCCGUGCCCGGCCGUGGAGGAGGAGGAGGAGGAGGAGGAGGAGGAGGAGAAGGACGUGACGCGACUGGAGAAGAAACAGGAGGAGGAUGUGAACCUUGGGAACACGUCUUGUAUGUGGAGGAACAGCCAACCCAACCUGGUGACUUUCUUAGAGGACCGCCAGCUGAGGGAGGAGGCGCUGGAGUUGCCACCGGGGACUGAACUGGUUUCGCGGUGUUCGGAUAUCGGCAAGUUCGCCUUUUCCGGGUCGUCUCAUCGCCGCUGCGUCAAUGGCCAGUGGAGCGGCGCCAAGCCCACGUGCCUGGCCCUUAACCGGGAGUACGACUAUGCACUUGACAAGCCGCCGACCAUCCUCUUCCGCCACAAGAACGGACCCAUCGCGCAGACCAACGACGGCCGCCUGCUGGUCUACCCGGGCACCGAGCUAUACCUGGAGUGUCUGUGGAUGCGCCGCUACGGGACGCCGCGCUGGAACGUCACCCACACCCACCCUGUCGAGCAGGUCACAGACGCCCCGAGGGAGGACACCAAAGGGAAGGGCGGUGGCCUGCCCCUGUCGGAAGGCCAGCAGCUGCCGGGACCUGCCGCGGCGGGGGUCGGGAAAUACUGGACAGGCUGGACCACUGACGCAAUGAGGAACCCGCAGCUGGAGUUCCGUCUGGCGAUCUACACGGCCCACGAGGGUGACUCCGGGGCCUUCAGCUGCGUCACGCCCACCGGCCACACCCACACCGUCACCCUGGACAUCAGACGUGUGGAGUGCCCCCCCAUCAACUCUAGCGACGGGGACCUCCUGCGUCACAUCCCGCCCGGAGAGACAGCGCUGGGCACCCUCGUCACCUUCAUCUGCGAGCACGGGGCGAGGCUGGUGGGCGCCGCGCAGGCCACGUGUCUCCCCUCUGGCUUGUGGUCCGCCCCGCCGCCUCGAUGCGAAAAGGCGAGGUGCCCCUCCCCCGGCGUACCCGAGCAUGGCGUGGUGGGCAGCGCGGGGCCGUUCAGCGCCGGGGACGUGGUGGAGAUCAAGUGCAAGAGUCGCUACAUGAUCGCCGGCGAGCCUUUGUUGGUCUGCCAGGACGACGGGACCUGGUCGAGGCCCCUCCCCAAGUGCGCUGAGGUGUGCACGUACCCGGGCAUCAAUAUCUCCGGCACGAUGAGCUCCGUCAAGUUCUACUACGCCGUGCUGGACACCAUCACGUACGCGUGCAGCGACGGCUUCCUUCUGCACGGCGAGCACACCAUCACCUGUCAGGAGGGCGGCAGGUGGUCGGCGCCCGUGCCCACCUGCCUACCGACGCCCUGAAGACCAGUCAUCACUACCACCACCAUCUGUCUACCGCCUACCACGCCCUGAAGCCUGAAGCCUGCGCCCUCCGCCCCGCACGGCCGUACUGCGAAGCCUAGCCCUGUGCCCCCUCUGUCUAAGGCAUAAAGAGGAUCUAAUACUAUACCCAAUCUUGUAUCCGUGACUAUAAAAGAUGCAAUGCGACUCUCUUCUUGUCUCUUGGAAUUGAUGGAUACUACAGCAUUUAGUCGUGUGUCCUCAUGUCCCUCUGUGCUACUCGAACCCUUUGGUACAGGAAUCCUCAUGUUAUCCGUGACUCUAAUAAGGGAUGUGAUUACCUACCUUCUUGUCUCUUGGAAUUGAUACUUCUGCAACAUAUACUCGUGUUUCCUCAUGUCCUUCAACUCCGCUAUACGACUCCUCCACUCUUGCUAAAAAGGUGUUUGUCCAUUGCAAGUUCCAUCCCCUCUUGAAGUGAACUCUUGAAGUGGUCAAUAGCCUUCUGUUUCCAUAUCUCCCGGUUCUCUUUCUUUCUCUAGAUGUAUAUGUAUGUAGCUGUGGGUGUACAUACUUGCUCUAUCUUCAUCUCUCUGUAUAAAAAAGUGGAUGGGUAUACUGUCAUUAUAUUCGUGUGAGACAGAGAUGGUAUGUGUGUUUGUGUGUGUGUGUGUGUGUGUGUGUGUGUGUGUGUGUGUGAGUGUGUGUAUGGGACCUCACAGCCCAUAUCCCUGCCUCUCUAACGGUGACCUUCUCCCUUGAGGUCGUGUGUGUAUAUCUAUGUUUUCUCGCGGCGAAGAAGAGGUCACUGAAGCUGGUUAGAAGGAGGUUUCGGCGCCCCAGUUCUCGGUAUUAAGCUAUUCUCCCUCUGUAUCACUCCUCGGCCUGCUGGUGAACUCAUUCCUUGUAGUACAUCAAUGGACAAUAACUGUUUUACUCUUACUCUACCGUGGCACUGCAUCGAACUACCGGGUGAACGCUAUGGGGCACAUUAUCAAACCUGUCGGCGCCCAAGCUCAUAAGGCAUUCAUAGAGGUUGUGGGCAUAUCCAGUGGUAGUUGAAUGACCCUGGUAGUAGUCUGACCCUUCCUCUGUAUUGUGAACCCAAAGAAACACUCAUGAGAACCAGACUGAUCUCCUUUUCGGUUCACAAGCCCUACGAAAGUCUUGUCAAAUGUGUGCUUGAGCGAAGAUAUGUUUAAGAAUAUAGUCCCAGAGGUCGGUAUAGUCAGACGCCUUCGACACUCACAUCAACCAUUUCCAAAGGCCAAAAAGGAGAUCAGUCGGGUUGCAAUGGGCGGUACUUUAGGUUCACGGUACAGAAGAAGGGUCAGACUACCACCAGGGUCAGAAAACUACCCAUGGAAAGGCCUACCACAACCCCUACGAAAGCCUUGUCAAGUGUGUGUUCUUGAGCGACGAUAUGUUUAGUAAGCUGACGGGAUGAGUUCGCCAGCUGGUCGGCCGUUGUUGUGGAGGUGAUCAUUUAUAACUUCCACUCCCCCCCUCCCACCACGGAAAUAAGAGGAUAUGGAAGAGAAUUUGAAGGAGAGAGAGAAGAAGAAAGAGAAGUGCCGUAGGAGGAGAAGGAGGAGGACGAGAGAAACCCCCCUCGUCUAUGAAGGGUCUGUCUCUGUACACUGUGGCUUUUGUGGCUACCUCAGUGUUCAAUAAAGGUCUGUGAAUG